UGAAGAACUUUAAUCGUAAUAGACGUCAAGAUGGUGGACCCAAUUUUUGACUAUCAGUUUCGUCUGAUACUCAUUGGUGACAGUACAGUCGGGAAAAGUUCUUUAUUGAAAUAUUUCACCGAUGGGAAGUUCGCAGAGCUUUCAGACCCAACAGUCGGAGUGGACUUCUUUGCUCGAUUAAUUACAGUUAAAGAUGGAACAAGAAUAAAAUUACAAUUAUGGGAUACAGCUGGCCAAGAAAGAUUCAGGUCGAUUACAAAGUCUUAUUAUAGAAAUUCUGUUGGAGCUCUGCUUGUAUAUGAUGUUUGCAACAGAGCUAGUUUUGAGCAUAUCCCACAAUGGAUGAUGGAGGCUCGUAGGCAUAUUGAACCUCAUCGCCCUGUAUUUGCAUUAGUAGGUUGUAAAUUAGAUUUAGUUACUAAUGGUGGUAGGCGAGAAGUAUCAAAAGAAGAAGCAAGAGCCUUUGCUGAUCAACAUGGAGUACAUCACAUUGAAACUAGUGCAAAGACAGGAGUUAAUGUUGAGGAGGCAUUUCGAACAGUUACACAGGAAGUUUACAACAGAAUUCAAACUGGUGAAUAUAAAGUAGAAGAUGGUUGGGAUGGUAUAAAAACUGGAUUUGCUAGACCAGGUGGUUUAGAUUUUAAUCUAGUCGAAGCAGAACCUGCAAAAACUUCUUGUUGUUAAGUAAAUAUUUCAUUUUCUAAAAAGAUCAGCAGUUUUUUAGAAUGCAGUGGUUACAUUUCACAAUUUAAAUUUAUCUUAGUUUAUGUACAUGAUUAAAUUGUACAUAUAUGAGUCAAAUUUUGUAAUAUUAAUUUUAAUUGACAGAAAGAAAGAAUUAUUUUCUUUUAUUAAAAGUAACAUUUUACUGCAUUCUUAUUUCACAAGAAACAUUAACAAUAAAUUAAUACUGUGUAUAAGUCUUAAUUAGACGUUUUUGUACAUAGCUUGUAUAAAUAAAUAUGUAUCAUUGAAGCACAUAGAUAUCAAAUUAGGAGCAUUUUCUAUCUCAGCUAAAAAAUACAUAAACAUGACGAACGUUCUUUACAAUAUAAAUUUGACCAUACAUAAUGUUUUUUUUAUAUAAUUUUGUUGUACAUUAACUAUUCCGUUCUGUGGAAGAAAUAACGGCUGUGCUUCUUUGUUGAAAUCAUGUCUCAACUGAUAUCAAGAAAAUUUAUUAUAAAUUUUACAAGAAGAUAUGUAUAACUUUUCAUUUUUAAUACAAGAUAUUUAUUUAUAACGAUUAGAAAACAACUCUAAGACAAAUUUUCAAAAUGUAGUUCAUUGCAGAUUACAUAUUGUACAUAUUACAUAUAGAAUGAAACGCUUAUAUUAAUUACGAAGAUUUAUUAUUUUUGGAACUUAGCAGGUAGUACCUUUUUUUAAUGCCACAGUUUGUGAUAAUACCAUAUACACGAAAAGCCAAAUUAAUAUAUAUCUAUACUGGUAUUAUUCGUAUUUCAUUUUAAAAAAAGAAAAAAA
This is a messenger RNA of Osmia lignaria (orchard mason bee), 1488 nucleotides long. Its product is annotated as RAS oncogene family member Rab39. Lineage: Eukaryota; Metazoa; Arthropoda; Insecta; Hymenoptera; Megachilidae. Gene Ontology annotation, molecular function: GTP binding; GTPase activity. The record is from RefSeq and is a predicted model, not a curated record. Gene Ontology annotation, biological process: Rab protein signal transduction.